Trichobilharzia regenti is the source of this 6804-nucleotide messenger RNA. The record is from the annotation of a GenBank genome assembly. Lineage: Eukaryota; Metazoa; Platyhelminthes; Trematoda; Strigeidida; Schistosomatidae.
GACAUAACACAGUUUUCCAUUUAAAAUUAUUCGCAAAUGAAUUUACCUAGCGAAAUUUCAGCCAACGUGCCGCCACCGUUGAUGUUGAGAGCUUGAGUUUAAGGUGGGAACUCAAAAGGUUCCUUUACAGUGUUUGAUUCAGAUAACUUUGUUAGGAUGGAAGAAAGGGCUAUUCCAAAUGAGUAUCAUCAUGCAGUAGGUUAUAGUUGAAUACCGUUUCAAUAAGUCAUGAUGUGUUAAUAAGAUCUGCAGAUAGUCUCAGAAGCUCCUGUGGGGGGAUUCAAAAUUAUGCUGAAAUGAAUAACUGCUGUCACUAUGAUGCUUAUGUGCAUCGUGUGAUUAGUACGUUCGUAUUCUUGCCCGCAUUUGUUUUCGUCUGAGUAAUAUGUUUCCGAAGGAGCAUUUAUGUCUGUUGGUCGCAGGACUUAUAUAUCUUGCAGUAUACACCCAACCUCACUCAUUUCCUGAAAGUCCUCUUCUUUGGCAGUAUGACAUCCUGGAUUACUCUCCAAAAUCGUUUAGCCGUUUGUAUAAGAGGACACGUCGCAGUACCUCGUCAGCUCCCGUUGUUCUACCUAUUAAUGCAUAUGGGAAAUCACUUCAACUGGUUUUGUUUCCUGAUGUCGAUGUGGUGCAUCCGAAUGCUAAGUUAAUUGUUGGUGGUCGUGAAUGGUCUGGUGGUCUUCAUGCAGCAACUGAACAUGUGGUGCGAGGAUACGUUGAUGGAUUUGAACAUAGUGUUGUGUACGGAAGUGUAAUAAGUGGCGUUUUUCGAGGGACCGUAUCCCUGAAUAAAAGCAAAUUACUACAUGCUCCUGGAUCUUAUGAUACUUACUUUGUGGAACCCGCAGGUUAUUUUUUUGUGGAGGACCUCCCGUUCCACUCUAUCAUUUACAGCGCAAAUGAUGUCAAGAUUUCUGGUGCUGGAAUUCAUAGUCGUGUUCGCCGUUCAAGUGGAUCCACAAAUCUCAACUUUUGCGGGUUAUCAAAUCCUAAUAUUGUUCAGAAAAUGAGCAGGACUAGUGAACUUGAGGACUUCAAAUGGAGAGACAGCACUUUUAGAUUUCGUCGUUCUUUAUUGGAAGCUUCUAUGCACAAUCCUACUUAUUUUGCAGAACGUCAGAGUUCACUGGCUCACUCAUUUCAAUCAUCGCAACACGAUAAAAAUAUUUCUCUUGUAUCCUAUAAAGGUGAAGGACCGAACACACGGGUGUGCAACCUGUAUUUGCAAUCCGAUACUUACCUUUGGGACCAUGUGAUAAAUAUGCGACAUAUUCGAGGUAAUAGGGAGCUUGCUGUCAAAGAAAUCACUUCCAUUUUCACGCAACAUGUUCAGGGUGCUCAGUUAAUCUAUCAAGAUGCAAUAUUUCGAGAUCAUGCGGGUCGUUUGGAAUUCCGAGGUGUCAGUUUCCGCGUUGAUCGAGUUCUUAUUAAUGUUACAGAAGAGGACUGUCGUAUUCGUCCAUGGACAUCUACAGAUUUCAGAGAUAGGAAUAAUUCUUAUUCAUCGCCAACCGCCUUACCACAUGAAACAAUUUAUGACUAUCUAACCAUUCAGCGGUUGAAUAACACUGAUCGCUUGGGAUUCGGUGGAUCUUAUGUUGAUGAAAAUCCUUUCUGUGCACCGAAUAUUGACAUUACUAAUUACCUUAAUUUACAUUCAUACAACAAACAUGAUGAUUUUUGCUUGGCAUAUAUUUUUACUUACAGAGACUUCUCAGGUGGGACACUUGGUUUAGCAUGGGUUGCUGAGCUAAGCGGAUCAGGUGGUGUUUGUGAAAAACACAGACAAAUGCGAGAAGGAAAUCAAAAUGUUCAUAAGAGUUUAAAUACUGGUGUUGUAACACUUUUGAAUUAUGGAUCACAGGUAGCUCUAAAGGUAUCUCAACUGACGUUUGCUCAUGAAGUGGGGCAUAAUUUUGGUGCUAAGCAUGAUGACGAUCAUAAAAAUGAACCAUAUGAAUGCUUACCGUCUGUUGAUGAUGUCCGUGGCAAUUAUAUUAUGUUUGCCAGUGCAACAAGUGGUGAUAAAGAGAAUAAUAAUAAGUUUUCAAGUUGCUCUCUUGACUCCAUUGCUAGACUGUUGGAUCGUGUACUUUGGGAUGAAACCAAUUGUUUUCUGAGUUCAGAUGGUGCAUUUUGUGGUAAUCAGCUAAUUGAAGAGGGUGAAGAAUGUGAUUGCGGUUUUACUAAAGCAAGUUGUCGAGAUAAAUGUUGUCAUCCCAAAGAUUCAUCAACUCCUUGCAAACUCGUUAAUAGUGUCCUCAUUGAUCAUAUUAAACAACCUGUUCAGUGUUCACCUACAGCUGGUGUUUGUUGCACUGAGAAUUGUCAAUACCGUCCAGAAACUCACAUGUGUCGUCCUGCUGGAGAAUGUCACCGAGCAUCUAAUUGCAGCGGCAAACUUGCUAAGUGCCCACCUGUAGAUAUUUUACCGGAUGGUACUCUCUGUCAGGACAACACACGUGUUUGUAAACAAGGUCAAUGCAUUGGUUCAAUCUGUGAGCGUAUUCCUGGUUGGCAUGAGUGCUCGUUGACUCGAGAUAAAAAGGUCACCCCCGAAUUAAUGUGUUUUGUGGCUUGUAAACAGAAUAUUUCUGGUGCCCCAUGCAUAAGUACUUUUCAACUAGAAACAGAUUCAACUUUGAGAGCGAAAUACCCACAAUUGGUCGCUGAACUCUUACGCAAUGGACGUGGUACUAAGUUACCGCCUGGAGCUCCAUGUGAUAAUUACCGGGGUUACUGUGAUGUCUUCAUGCGCUGUGUUUCAGUUGAUGCUGAAGGUCCACUUGCUAGACUAAGAAAUUUAAUAUUCAGUCCACAAAUGUUACAAAAAGUCAAAACAUGGAUAACAAUUCAUUGGUGGGCUGUUAUUCUUAUCAGCGUAGCAGUUAUUAUUGGUAUGAUCGUUUUCGUCAAAGUCUGUUCUGUAAGUACUCCAACCGCUCGUGCACACAGUAUAGAUCGUAAUAAACCCACCUUACCUCCAUUUUUAACAUCGAACCAUAUAAGUCCUGAAGCUGUUGAUCAUCCUGUCAUAUGGACUGUUACGAGUCACCCUCUAAGAUGGCUUGGAUCACCUAAUCCACCAGCAAGUAAUCGUCGUUUUCAAUCUCCAUGGGGAUGGUCUCGUAGGCCUAAAGGUGCUGAAGUCGUUAUACGAUGUCCACCAACGUCUGAAAGAACUUGCAUCCUACCCACCGCCCCUCUAAGUCCAUUGGAUUUCCCCCCACCGAAUGCACGCCAAACACCGUUGCCAAUACUACGUCCCAGUCGAGAAGUAAGGAGACUUCAAGUUAACUCCCCAACGUCGAUAGUCGAAUUGCCAUUUCUUCCGGUUCCUGGUGGCAGCAAAACUGCUGAAGAUAUCCAACCAAUCGAUUCUGGUGCUGGUGAUAUGAAUAUUGAAUUUCUGCAACAGCACAAUUUUUAUCAAAGAAUGCCGAGAUCUAGAAGUUCACAGCCCAGACCUAAUAGUGUCCUUAUCCCCUCAACAAGUGAGUCAUUCAAUCAUGUUAGAAUAAGACAACCGAAAAUCCCGUCAAAACUGGGCAAUGGAAAAGUGAAGAAGAAACUUCGGCCCGUUUCUGAAUAUGCAGCUAAUAAUUGUAUUCCUGCCCAGGUUAACUGUCGUAUUGAGGAAGAAAUACAACCUCGUGUAUCUGAGAAUUCCCCACGCAUCCUAAGAACUAAUAUCAGCAAUCAUUCUCGCAGCAUUCCACCCCCGUCUUACGACGAUUUAAUUCAAUCUCCAUAGGAUUUUCGCAUUGCUAAAGCUAUCAAAUCAGCUAUUAAACUCUAGUGUUCUCCUUCUCAGUGCCAACUUUCUUGUAUUUUUGAUUUGACAAGAAAUUUUGUUUUUUUUUUGUUUGUAAAUGGGCAAACAUUUUCAUAAUAAUCGUACAUUACUCUGCUUUUCGACUUUGUCUUUAUUUCUUCUAUUUGUUCCCAUUAUGUUAUCACGCCGCCGCCGCCGCCACCACCACCACCUGGUCUUCCAUCACUUUCACGAUUACUCCUUCAUAUAUUAUGUAAUAAUCAGUCUUGUUUCUGUGUAUUUCUUGAAGAGAAAAAAAAGCUACUUUAUAUGAGAUUCAUUUCAUGCAAUAUUUCGCAUUUUUUGUUCCUCUUAUUGUGAUUCCUUUUAACUGAUGCAUUAUCUCGUCCUGCAUACACACACUCACACCUACGCAUAGAAUUCAAAGUGGAACACCAUUAUUCACUGCACCUUCCUUUCUUAGUCAAUCGAAAUAAUGACAACAAUAAUCUAAUGCAAAACUCCAAAAUAUUCUUAUUUUAUUUACAGAGAAGAAGAAAGAACAUUAAAUCUAUUUCUCUUCUAUUUCCAUAAAGAGAGCAUUUUGAAGCGAUGAAGGCUCGUUUUCGUAGCCUUUUUCGAUUACCUAGUCUGCGCUAUCCCUAACCAAAUAAUUUAUGUGGCUAAAUUUUUUUAUCUUUUAAACUAUUGUGUCCUCUCCUUUGCUAUUUUCUUUCUCAUUUUUGAUUAUUACUUGCCUUCACUGGUGGUGCGUUACACUGUUAAUAAAUUUACAUUUGACUAAGUAAUUUCCUUUGGGUAUUUUUCCUUAAAUGUGAUGAUGAUGCGCAAUUGAUUGCUGUUUAUUUGAGAUUCUAUAUGUCAUUAUUGUGAUUAUUAUUAUUACUAUUAUUGCUACUGCUAAGUUUUUCUCCAUGUGAUUAUAACAAACAAUAUCACAAUCAUUUUUAUGAAUUAUUAUGAUUAUAUUAUAUUGUUGAUUUUUUUUAUACUCUUGUGUUUCUUUGUACAUGUGCAUACAACACAAAAGAAUAAUACUCAAUCCUAUAAAUGUUCUAGUUAGUCACAUGCCACCUUUUUCUGUACAAGUCGUUUUCAUUUCUUUUAAUCAAUAAUUUUCAUGAAGGAGAGGGUAUACGAGCGAAAGCGAUGGUGUUUGUGUUCAGUAUAUUCCUGUAUGUGGGUUCUUGGUAAUCAGUUACUGAGAUGUGUAGGUAAUUUGUGUGUGAGUACUCGAUUUCCACCCAGUAGGUCCUGGUUUCGAGUCAUGCUUCACCUUCUUCCGCCUGAGCAGAUGGGCAGCAUCAUCAAACUUCACACACAAUAAGUGUGGGUAACGGAGUUCUGGUGUAACACAAUACAGCAAUCAAUUGCAUUUCCAUUCACUUAGCAGUUAGACUGCCAUUGGCGACUUGCUUGAACUACUGGGCUACUUAAAUUUCCAUCCAGCAUAGUGCAUCUGCUUUUCUCCGUUUCUUUUUGUGUUAAUCUUUCAAUUAUAUCAUUUUAAUCGCUGCAUGAGGUCAUACAAAUCUUUAAUUGGCUUCUAAACUAUUACUGUGCACUUCAAGAAGAAAGUGAAAGAGUCAUCUUCAACGUAUUUUGUUCCAAAAUAUUUCCUCUUCAUAAAGGAUUUACAUUUAACGUAAUGAUCUGAAGUAUAUCAUGUGAAGUAGUAUUAUUGCAUACCACGGGAAAACCGAUUCUGUACAUUUUCUCUUCAUUUCCUUCAAGAAUUACACAGCAUUCUGUUGGAAACUAAUUGAAUGUGUGCACGAAUUCAUUUAUUGAUCAUUUGAUAUAAUUCCUUGAUUGAAACAAUAAGAAAUAUAGAAAGGUUUGAGCAGUUUGAUGGAUGGAAAUUCUGAUUGUUCAGAGACUGAAGCAGUCCACAGUUAAUAGCAUAUGUUCUCGCACCCUUAUAUGCAAAGCACGAUUACUACCCACCAUGUAUGUGUGACCACACCUACUUGCAUAUAAAAUGCUACACAGUAUGGAAUGUUAAAUAAUGACUUGUGCAACGUUGAUGCUUGUGGUUAAACAUGUUUCUGGCUUUUCUUUUGAUAAUUAUAAGCCGGGAUGCGUAGUAAGUUUUACAGGUGUCUGGAUUUGGUCUUUGAUGUAGAUAUCUUUCUUUAGGACGGAAUAAAUUCAUAGGCUCUGAGACAAUCUGAUCUCUACACUGGCUUGAAAACUUCGAAGGUUAUGCGUUAUCAACAGUUGUAUCCAUCAAUAUUUUAUCGUCAUUAUCUACAACAAACACUGUGAAUCCUCUUGAAUAAGCAAUUAACCAGGCUUGUGUUAUAUCGUAAUAGACAGAAACUGUGACUGUCGGUUGGUCAGUAAUUUCGCAAUUUUCAAGUUUUAGUUUGUAGGGAUUUAAUUGGUUUCAUAUUUGUUCACGAAUCGAUAUUAGUCAGAGAACCAACGCAAACCACGGAGUCCUAGACAGCCGUUUUGUUUCAGUUUGACAUUCUUCGACAGUAAACACCUAUGGAAAAAAACAGCUGCAGUACUCCCUGGUUUCCAAUGGCCCUUUAACUGAUGUUAAUCUGUGAUCAAAAUUGGGACGCAUUCCUGAAAGCACUUGGAUGCAACUAUUUGCUGAAGACAAUAUGUAAUUAGAACAUGCAGUACUGAAGAGUUCUAUGCGUAUAAAAUGCAACUAGAGGCUUUUGCCUAUUCUGCUGAAAAGGUUUAGAAAAGCAGUGUCUAUGCAAAAGAGAAUGUCGAGAAAAUCUGUAUCGAAGACUCUAUGGUAAUAGUUAUCUAUCAGUUUACAAUCGACUCAUAACCUGAGCGUCUUGGGUUCGAUCCUCCGUAGGGUCCUAGAUGCGUACUGCUGACAAGUCCCAAACUCGAACGACGAGGCUGUCUAGUAUCCCUUGUUUUACAGUGGCUCUCUAACUGAUAACAGACCGUGAUCAAAGUUGAUUUGACAAGUAGUGGUUCUCCUAACAGUGUAAGUGUGCGAGCACCAUGACUCAUUAAAAUGGAAUCUAUUGUCCAAUUAGACAAUAUACCCC